This is a messenger RNA of Salvelinus sp. IW2-2015, 670 nucleotides long. The record is from RefSeq and is a predicted model, not a curated record. Lineage: Eukaryota; Metazoa; Chordata; Actinopteri; Salmoniformes; Salmonidae.
GAAGAACAACGCUCUGAAAGCUGUGCGGGAGCUGCAGGCCCAGCUGUCAGAGCUGCAGGAGGACCUGGAGUCAGAGAAGGUGUCCAGGAACAAGGCAGAGAAAGUCAAGAGGGACCUCAGUGAGGAGCUGGAGGCUCUGAAGACUGAGCUGGAGGACACUCUGGAUACCACCGCUGCCCAGCAGGAGCUCAGGACCAAGCGAGAGCAGGAGGUGGCUGAGCUGAAGAAGGCCAUCGACGAGGAGACCAAGAACCACGAGUCUCAGGUCCAGGAGAUGAGACAGAGACACUCCACYGCCCUGGAGGAGCUGUCUGAGAAUUUGGAGCAGGCCAAGAGGUUCAAGUCCAACCUGGAGAAGAACAAGUGUACCAUGGAGAGUGACAACAAGGAGCUGGUGAGCGAGGUGAAGGGGCUUCAGCAGGCCAAGACAGARUCAGAACACAAGAGGAAGAAGAUGGAGGCUCAGCUGCAGGAGUUCAUGGCCCGAGCCACCGAGGGAGAGAGGGCUAAAGUAGAACUGGCCGACCGCACACACAAACUACAGACGGAACUGGACACUGUCUCCGCCCUGUUGGAGGACGCUGAGAAGAAGGGAAUCAAGCUGGCCAAGGAUUCAGCAGGCCUGGAGAGUGCGUUACAGGACACACAGUCUUAUGUAACUGGUGGUUAA